GCAGCGUGCCAUCGUCGCAGCAUUCUUCCAGGGGCGUGCAGAGCGCCUGCGGCAGCAGCCACCGCGUAGGCAGAAAGUUCUGGUUGUUGACAACAUAGAGGACGGCGGCCUAGCAGCUGCUUGCGAGCUGCAGCUGCGGGAAGGAAAACGUGCCUUCCUGACCUCCGUGGCCGUGGCACCACGCUGGCGCCGGCGGGGCUAUGCCAGGAAGCUGCUGAGGUCUGCGGAAACCGCGGCAAGAAAAUGGGGCUGCCAGGUCAUUCUCUUGGAUGUGCGUGAGGACAACACACCUGCAGUGCGGCUGUACAAGUCGGCUGGGUUUUCGCAAAUGGGCUGGACUCCAGUAGCGGAGUUGGAGUUUGAGUGCCUUGUUGCCGGUAGAGGCAGCCGCCGUUUUUGCCGCAAUUUACGUGGUGGGGCUGAUCCUGACUUCGAGGAGGAGCCAGGCCACUCUGAGCUGGCUGUAGAGCUGAUGCGGCGGGUGCUCUAUCAGGUGUGCCUUGGCCUGCUUCUGGGAGCAUGGGCCAAUGCCUGUAUGAGGUGA
This is a messenger RNA of Symbiodinium pilosum, 544 nucleotides long. The record is from the annotation of a GenBank genome assembly. Lineage: Eukaryota; Dinophyceae; Suessiales; Symbiodiniaceae.